Messenger RNA from Hypoxylon trugodes, 869 nucleotides. RefSeq lists its product as uncharacterized. The transcript has 2 exons. Lineage: Eukaryota; Fungi; Ascomycota; Sordariomycetes; Xylariales; Hypoxylaceae. The coding region runs from base 1 to 501 and encodes 166 amino acids. The record is from RefSeq and is a predicted model, not a curated record.
AUGUGUCAGGUAUAUUGGUACCAUACAUACUGCCGACGACCUGGUUGCGGCCAGGAGAUCUCACGCAGAGAAAGACACGAUCUGUGCCCUGAGGCACAAGCAGCUAGGCACGUAGGUCGCUGCCGAAUUGGGGUUCGCUGGGUCGACCCAGUUCAUAAACGCAAACGAAGAGUUCGGUGCAGCUAUUGCCAGCUAGUAAACGACAACAACGAAGGGGAAGAUAACAUUCCCUACGAAAAUACCGACGACGAAGACAACGUUAUCUUCAGUGAUACUGAAAGUAACACCGAAAGCGUAGAUCAGGAUAAUCUUACAAACGGCCAAACCACUAUCAACGGUCAGGGCGUGAACGGUCAAGUCAACGGCCAAGCUGUCAACGGUGAAGUAAACGACAGCGAAUCCGACAGUCAAGACGACAACGACCCGGUCGUAAACGGUCAACUAACCAACGGUGUCAACGGUGUCAACGGCGACCUUACCAACGGCUACGAAGAAGACUGAAGCCGACAAUGCCGACGACCAGGGCUUCCGGUGCCGGCACUUCGGCUCGGAAGGCCAAGAGCCAGAGUCAGGCAUCCAAACGCGGCGGCGCUAAUCUUUUCGUAACGGUCUUCGAGCAGCCUCUCCAAGAGCUGCAAGCCGAGGUAAGUAACUUUCUCAUUCCAAUUCAUUUUUUCUCCUUUUCGCCGUGUCGGAAGUGAAAAUUGAUCACCGUAUGAAUUUUCACUCUUGCGACGCAUUUUUGGGACUCCUGAAGUUAUCCCCAAUGCCGACCGCUGCUAACACCCAAUCUCAGUGGGACCUCGCCCAAGCCCAAGCCGCCACCGACGUCAAGAACGCCACCCAACCCAACCCCCCCAACGAGACCC